CCACUUUGUCAAUCUCUUCCGUGCCAACAACGUCGUCUGCAGUGAUGCGGAAAAGCCCACUCUUCCAGAGCUCACGCGACACUUCAAGCACGAGUACGAAGUCGCUGGCAAAAGUGCUUCAUUAUCGCCGACCCGUACAUGCAGCAAGAUGUCAGAGACACUACUUUGCAGGCGGGCGACCAGCUGCCGUCUUCUGCCUAGUACCAGAACAAGGAAGUCGACGAGCGCAUCCUCGUCGUCGGUCCAAGAUGGCUCUCAAACGCUUUGCUCAGUGCGACCCAAAAUACCUUGACAACUGUGCCGAGCGGUACGCCUACUCUGGCGGCAGCUUGCGCAUUCUUUGCAGCAAUCCAAAGAUUGAAUUCGACUUGGCGGAGCCACCACUCAGAGCGCUUGAGCGCAGCCUCGAUAGAGACAGGCCAAGCUUCAUCGACGCCAUCCGACGCACGUACAUCAAGAGCAUCACGCGCGACGAAGAUUACCUGAACCUUCUCGAUGGCGACGCCUC
Molecule: messenger RNA, 508 nt
Organism: Saprolegnia parasitica CBS 223.65
Lineage: Eukaryota; Oomycota; Saprolegniomycetes; Saprolegniales; Saprolegniaceae
Exons: 1
Source: RefSeq, a predicted model, not a curated record